AUGAUGCCUUCGGCUAUUAGCCCAGUAAUUCCCGCAGCUGCAAAAUUUGAUCGCAUGGCCUCCGAGGUCCAUAAUCUCGACCCGGAAGGCGAUGUGACGCUUAUCAUGACAAGAUAUCUCGAAUGUGAGAUUAUAUCCGAAUUAGGGGAGGAAGUCGAUAGUGCCGUCUCAAAACAAAAGGUUUCUUCUGACGCCGCGGAUGCAGAGGUCCUAAAUGGGGCUAAUGGUAAUGAUUUGAUCACUUGCGAACAAGAAGUUUUGAUACGAGCUUCUUCUCGGCAUUUAAUUCUCGCGUCGUCGGUUUUCCGCGCCAUGCUUCAGCGCAAGUUUAGCGAGUGUAACGCGCUUCAGAAGAACGGAAGCGUAGAAAUACGGCUUCCUGCCGACGAUCCCGACGCAUUUCUUAUCCUUUUGAAUAUAAUCCAUGGUUAUAUGCGAAGGGUCCCAACAGAAGUCGACAUUGAUACCUAUACUCAAAUCGCCGUUCUGACUGACAAAUAUGACGUCCACGAAGCUGUUGAGAUUUUUGCAAACUCCUGGUUCGAGAAGCUCAAGGAUGCCAUCCCAGACGGCAAACAGAAUCUCCCAUUAGGCGACCUUCCUAUUCCUGCAUCUGUUGCAGAUACAAUCGACUCCCAACGCAUCGACUCCAUAUCCCGCAUCGUUUCCAUCCUCCACGUCCAGCUUGCAGACUACCUCGAGAAAGAGCACUGCAGUUUCGAAUGCGAUUCACUUAUGCUUGGUGCCCUGACAAAGCGGCUGAGGGCGCUUCAUCUCUUUCCUAAUCGGCCAGACCCUCCAUUCACCGGCCUCUGCUUCGAACAAUUCGCGUACCGCUUUGGACACGGCCUUUACUUCCCUGCCGCCCAGCGAACAAGCACCUAUUAUUACGAGCAUGCCAAGUGCGCCAUUCCGUCUAUUGAACAAACGCUGACGACGUGUAAUGAUCAGCUGGCGGGCUUAGAACUAAAUGAUUUCAAACCAUGA
Histoplasma capsulatum G186AR is the source of this 987-nucleotide messenger RNA. RefSeq lists its product as uncharacterized. The coding region runs from base 1 to 987 and encodes 328 amino acids. The transcript is spliced from 4 exons. Gene Ontology annotation, molecular function: protein binding. The record is from RefSeq and is a predicted model, not a curated record. Lineage: Eukaryota; Fungi; Ascomycota; Eurotiomycetes; Onygenales; Ajellomycetaceae.